Messenger RNA from Pseudonaja textilis, 2650 nucleotides. RefSeq names its product olfactomedin like 2B (gene OLFML2B). Gene Ontology annotation, biological process: signal transduction. Lineage: Eukaryota; Metazoa; Chordata; Lepidosauria; Squamata; Elapidae. The record is from RefSeq and is a predicted model, not a curated record.
GGAGGACACAAUAGCCGCAGAGGAGAAGCGGGGGCAAGAGGGAGACUCCUCCUUCUGGCCCGCCUCGCUUUCCCUCAGCCGGGUAGCAACGCCGCCCGAUUCAGCCCACCUUCCCCCCUCGCAGCCUCCCCCGGCGCGCCCCGUCCACUUGGCUUUCCAACCGGGCAGAGGAGAAACUUCGACCGCUCGUGCGCCGCCGCCGCCGCCGCCGCCGCGCCCGCCCCAUGCCCGGCUCUCCCCCCAGCGGCGCCCGCUAGCCGUCCAUGGCGCGGCCCGGGAUGCUGCUCUGCUGCUGCGCCGCGGCGCUGCUGGCGGCGUGGUGGGGCACCGCCAACGCCAGCCUGAGCUCGCCUCCGACCGGCCCCCCGCUGGAGGACGAAGCGGAGAACCAGGAGAACAUUCUCUCGCAGUUGCUAGGUGACUAUGACAAGGUGAAGGCGGUGUCCCAAGGCUCAAACUGCCAGUGCAAGUGCGUGGUGAGACCCCUGGGCAGAGGAGCAUGUCAGAGGAUCAACGAAGGCUCUUUCAAAGCUGAGGAUUUUUACAUGGUGGAAACAAUUACUUCUGGACCAGAAUGCAAGUGCUCCUGCGUGGCUCCACCUUCUGCUCUCAAUCCCUGCGAAGGGGACUUCAGGCUGAAAAAACUGCAGGAAGCAGACAACAAGGACUUCAAGCUUGCAGCUGUCAUUGAGAUGCUAGAAAAUGCUUUCUAUGGUUUAGACUUGCUAAAACUGCAUUCUGUUACAACGAAACUUGUGGGUCGUGUGGAGAAACUGGAAGAGAAAGUGUCUAGAAACCUCACCAAAGACAAUAAACAGAAGAGACAGAAUGCAGAAGAAAGUUUUCAGGAGGUGGAUAUUGAUAGCACAAUUAAUUCUUCCAACAACCAUGCUGAUAGCCAGAGUUCAUUGCAGAGGGAUGCUGCAGCAGCUUAUACACUCACAGAGGAAAAAUAUGAAGAAGUUUUUGUACAUGAUGAAAAGGCUUCUCGGCAUAUAAGCUCUGCUGAGUCGUUGCAUUAUGCCCUCCCAGCUACAGGGGCAAUGAAUCCACAGGCAGUUUCAGCAAGAAAACUUCACGUGAGGAGCAGGCCUCCCACCCAACAGAAUGUUGUCCGAGAAAUCACAUACUAUAAGGCCAAAGAUGCUGAAACAGAAAAUGACCUUGAAGAACCAGAAGAAGAGUCCUUCAGUGGUGAUACUAUAGAUUUGCUGAUUGAGGACCAGCUUUUGCAUCACAACUACCUGUCAAAUGUCCCUUCAAGGAAACCACCACCUAUGGAAGAUCUGCUUUUACACGAUGAUAUUCAACUCCUGAAGGCGCAUGUUACAAGCACUGCACCCCAUGGAAAAGAAAUGCCUGCGAACAUUAGCACAAUAACAGAAUCACCAAUGUCUUCCACAGACAGGGUGCUUCCUCUAGAAUCAACCACAGUCACUACCUCAUCAGUUAUUUCUACUACCCAAAUCCCAGAGACCACAGCAACAGCUGAAUUUCCAGUAACUGGGGCAGCAUAUAAAAAUACCACGUGGACCUUGAAAACACUGUCUCAGAUUGCCACUCAGGCUCCCACAAUCACAACUACAGCAGAACAGGACACAGCUACUAUAGGGGCACCCAUAAUUAGCAUAACCACAAAAGAUUUCCACAUACAAAUGACGUCUGAGCCUACCAUGAGCAAAACUGUGACCUCUCCAGCCUCUGUGAAUCCUAACCUUACUGUCACACCGAAAUAUAACCUCGAUGAGGAAGAUAUCAGAAACAGCAUUGGUCAAUGCAAGGACACUUUGUCCACUAUUACUGGGCCAGUAAUUCAGAAUACUUAUGGGCGGAAUGAAGGUGCUUGGAUGAAGGAUCCAGUUGCCAAAGAUGAGCGAAUCUAUGUCACCAACUAUUAUUAUGGCAAUACAUUGGUGGAAUUCCGGAAUCUGGACAGCUUCAGACAAGGCCGAUGGAGUAACUCGUACAAGUUGCCCUACAGUUGGAUGGGAACAGGCCAUGCUGUCUUUAAUGGUUCUCUCUACUACAACCGAGCCUUCACCCGCAACCUCAUUAAGUAUGACCUAAAGCAGCGCUACGUGGCUGCCUGGGCCAUGUUGCAUGAUGUAGCCUAUGAGGAGGAGACCCCUUGGCGGUGGCGCGGCCAUUCAGAUGUAGAUUUUGCUGUGGAUGAAAAUGGCCUAUGGAUCAUUUAUCCCGCCAUUAAUUAUGAUAGCUUCAACCAAGAGGUGAUUGUCCUCAGCAAACUCAAUGCCAUGGAUCUGAGCACCCGUAAGGAGACCACCUGGCAGACGGGUCUACGGAAGAACUUCUAUGGCAACUCCUUUGUCAUCUGCGGUGUCCUCUAUGCUGUUGACAGCUACAACAAGAGAAAUGCCAAUAUUUCAUAUGCAUUCGACACGCACACCAAUACCCAGAUUAUCCCUCGCCUGCUCUUUGAGAAUGAGUAUUCCUACACCACUCAGAUAGACUACAACCCCAAGGAUCGGCUCCUUUAUGCUUGGGACAACGGCCACCAGGUUACUUACAAUGUCAUUUUUGCUUAUUAAGGACACAAGGGGGUGAUUUUAAUGGGUCACAGCACCUUUUUAUAUAAACACGUUUGCUUUUAAUUCUAUAAAUCAGAGUAAAUGUGUGGGUUUAAAAGUUU